UGUAUAGAAUCCAUCGAAAGCCUGCUCAUCAACCAGGCGUAAAAUCCCAAGUCCUUACUCUGUCGAUCGAUCUCAAUAAUCUCCAUUUAUUAUAUAUACACACAGAAAAACUCAUUAAUUUUAGAUUUGUUUCUGAAAAUUCACUUGCUAACAACUAGCAAUUUCAGAAACCCUACAAGAAUGGAUUUCUUGGUGAAGAAAGAACAGCCGAUUGGUUUAGAAGAUGAGAAUGAUAAUGAUCCAUUGGUGAUGGCUUCUUGUUUGGAUUUCAAAGUAGCGGCCUUGAAGAAGAAGAAGAAGCAGAAGAAAAUGUGUUUUGAUCAUCAUGAGUUAACAGACGACAGGUCGUCUCAAAUACUCUCCAUGUUUAGGAAAUAUCUUUACUCCAAAACUCAAAACGAUGUCGUUGGAAAAACCAAUAUGGAAGAAUCAGAAGCCAUCAAGCUGAAGCAUGCAGCUAGAUUUACGCCACGCCAAGCUUCUCUCCUUGAACAGAAGUUGCUUCGUGGAAUUAGGAAGGAAGAAAAGCAAUCAGAAUUUGAUGGCAAGUCUUCAGCGGCACAACUCACAAUAUUCUACGCAGGAACUAUCAAUGUGUAUAACAAUGUUCCUGCUCACAAGGCACAAGCCAUUAUGCUGCUUGCUGGUGAAAGCUCUACGUCAAAACCUGCUUCUGUAGAACUGCCAGCAAAAAUGGAAACUAAUGGAAUCUCUUCAUCGGUCAAUCUAACAUCAGUCUGCAAGUUACAAGCAGACCUUCCAAUUGCAAGGAAGCUCUCACUCCAACAUUUUCUUGAAAAACGUCGCUGCAGGAUAAUAAGCAAAUCUCCAUAUUCCAGUCCAGCUACUCCUAGGGCAGAAGAAAAUAGUGAGGAAACUAAGCCAAGAGCAGACGGUGAUGAUUCAAAUGCAGUUCAUGGCAGCAUCUCUCUUUCACCAUUCCCUUCACGUUUAGGCUACUUCUUCCCUGUAUCCGCUAACAAAGAUCUUUGAUUAUUUCCUAAUAUUAUGUUUUGUAUGUAUAAAAUUAACCACUACAAUUUAAUUUAAUUAUAUUAAAAUGGUGAAUUUUAAA
Manihot esculenta (cassava) is the source of this 1075-nucleotide messenger RNA. Its product is annotated as protein TIFY 10b. Bases 181 to 993 code for a protein of 270 amino acids. Lineage: Eukaryota; Viridiplantae; Streptophyta; Magnoliopsida; Malpighiales; Euphorbiaceae. The transcript has 6 exons. The record is from RefSeq and is a predicted model, not a curated record. Gene Ontology annotation, cellular component: nucleus. Gene Ontology annotation, biological process: regulation of jasmonic acid mediated signaling pathway; response to wounding; regulation of defense response.